ACUCUUUGGAACCUCAGAGAGCGUCAAGACAAUGAGAUCGCCCAGGAGAUUCAGGAAGAACUGGUCCGACAGGCCGAGCAGCAGCUGAAGCAGGAAGAGAAGGAUGCGGCCAUAGCUCGUAAGCUGCAGGAGAAGGAGAUGAAAGAGGAAAGGAGGAGACAGAAGCAGAUGGAAUCAAACCUUGAGGAGGAGUACUUUGAGGAUCAUGGAGCUGCCAGACGACACCCUGACCCCGACAAACACCGGCGUCACAAAUCCAGUUCCCCAGGCCGACAUGAUGCUUAUGCUCCAGUGAGCUCACAUCGUGAUUACUCCCCUGAAUAUAGCUCAACGCAGCCCAAAAGGAGCAGGGACCCAAGACAGGACCCAGCGGCACCCCACAGCCGCUCCCGAUACCCCGAGCAUCCCCUAGUGGCCGAAGGAGGGCGGAGCAGGCACGCAGACCCUUACCCAGAGCACCUGCUGCCCUCUAAAGGCAAGCAUGGGGACAGGUACCCAGAGUAUGAGCCCACAGAAAAUGGAAGAGCCAGGGGAGAAGUGGGGGACGACACAGUGGUCAGGAGGAAGGAGAAACCGGGUAGACCACCUCCACCACAGAGCACCAUAGAGAGAGACAGAAAAAAAGACAGGCAGCAUGACCGAGACAGGGGCAGAGACCUGGACUUGGAGAGACACAUGGUGAAAGAUCAGAGGAGAGAGCAGGACCUCAGGGGGGCGAGAGCAGGAGGAAGAGAGGAUGAAAGACAGAGAGAGAGAGACAGGCCGAGACAGAAAGACAAAGACAGACAACGAGUAAGAACAAUGAGCAGGGAGAGAGGAUUCGAAGAGGAUCCGGGGCACAGCAGGGACCGGCCGAGGGAGGGCAAGGCGUCAUGGGAGGAGGAAGUGGAAGAGAGGGAGAGGAGGGCCGGGGUCCGGCUGCGUGUCCACUCCGGCCCCGAAGAUGUGUUUGAUGAUCUGGAGUUGGAGGGCGGGGGUCCUGGCAGUAAUUCUCGCUCCAACGGAGAGACAGGUACCGCCCUGAGCCCCCCUCCCCUUGGGCUCUGCGGGGGAGUUUGUGUGGUGUGCGGCUUCUUGCUUUCAGGUGGUGGGUUCAUCUAACUUUGCAAUCGCUAACAAAGACACUGAUUUCCUCCCUUCUCAUGCGGACCACCACAGUCACUUCUGAAGACUGAUGUGAUUCAAAUGAUGGUUUGAAAUGAUUUGUUGUCGUGCUGUGGGGUUUUUUCAUUCUUGUAACGUGUGCUGGGUUGUUGCCGUGAGCAAUGAAAUGAUUACACUGAUAUUUUGUGUGUUGUGAUUUUGUCGUAGAUUAGUUAAUUUAUUUUGAUGACCUCAAAUCUGGUUUUCUCAAAGGGUUUCAGGGCUGCUGAGCUGGUUGUAUUAUCCCAAAAAUGGUAAAAACAUUUAACCAAACACACUGACACCAGCAGAGACGCACUGCAGCCCUUUGCGGUGCCUCACCACUUCAAUACAGCUAUAAUUGAAUUACUCGAUCAGUCAGAAAAUUAUUUUCAUGAAUUGAAUAACUCAAUUUGUCAUUACUUAAAGGUGGGGUAGGUAAUUCACUUCAGAAACACUUUUUGUUAUAUUCCAUGGAAU
This is a messenger RNA of Notothenia coriiceps (black rockcod), 1602 nucleotides long. Its product is annotated as RNA-binding protein 25-like. The record is from RefSeq and is a predicted model, not a curated record. Gene Ontology annotation, molecular function: ubiquitin protein ligase binding. NCBI's taxonomy places the organism in Eukaryota, Metazoa, Chordata, Actinopteri, Perciformes, Nototheniidae. The annotation marks the transcript as partial. The transcript has 3 exons. Gene Ontology annotation, cellular component: cytoplasm.